This is a messenger RNA of Ziziphus jujuba (common jujube), 1552 nucleotides long. Its product is annotated as sedoheptulose-1,7-bisphosphatase, chloroplastic-like. Bases 234 to 1412 code for a protein of 392 amino acids. Gene Ontology annotation, biological process: sucrose biosynthetic process; fructose 1,6-bisphosphate metabolic process; gluconeogenesis. Gene Ontology annotation, cellular component: cytoplasm. The record is from RefSeq and is a predicted model, not a curated record. NCBI's taxonomy places the organism in Eukaryota, Viridiplantae, Streptophyta, Magnoliopsida, Rosales, Rhamnaceae. The transcript has 8 exons. Gene Ontology annotation, molecular function: fructose 1,6-bisphosphate 1-phosphatase activity.
ACCACAGCCCACAAAACAAUACAAUACAAUUUUUCGUCAGCCUAUCUACUAUUCAUCAACCCCCAGGCGGCAGCAUGCCAUUAGCUGCUUAUCUAGUUUACUCAUAACCUCCCAACCUUACUCUCCCGCUGUUCUAAAAUUUCCUUGUGCCUCUGGAAAAACCUUUUUGUUAGCUCUGCAUUAAUCCACCACUUGGUGUUUUUUUUGAGGUUGCUAGUAGGUCCGUUACCAGCAUGGAGAGAAGCAUGGCUUGCUGCGCAAACAGGGCAUUCCUGCCUGGUGUUUCCUCUCAGCAUUCCACUGCUUUAGUGGCUCCUCGAUCCAUUUCUUCAUCUUUCACCUACAAGAGCCUAAAGUCCUGCUCACUGUUUGGGGAAUCAUUAAGACAAGUGCCAAAAUCAUCACUCAAAGUUUUAAAGAUCAAAAACACUUCCCUCGUCACUAGAUGUGCCAUCGGUGAUAGCCUGGAAGAGUUCCUUACAAAAGCAACCCCAGAUAAGGGCCUGAUCAGACUGCUGACAUGCAUGGGAGAAGCACUGAGGACCAUUUCUUUCAAAGUGAAGACAGCUUCUUGCGGAGGAACAGCAUGUAUCAACUCUUUCGGCGAUGAGCAACUGGCCGUGGAUUUGCUUGCCAACAAGCUUUUAUUUGAGGCCUUAACUUACUCACACUUCUGCAAGUACGCAUGCUCUGAAGAAGUCCCAGAACUCCAAGACAUGGGAGGCCCAGUUGAAGGAGGAUUUAGCGUUGCUUUCGAUCCACUUGAUGGCUCCAGUAUCGUAGACACAAAUUUCACAGUAGGCACCAUCUUUGGUGUGUGGUCCGGAGAUAAGUUAACUGGUGUAACUGGUAGAGAUCAAGUUGCUGCAGCCAUGGGGAUUUAUGGUCCUAGAACUACAUAUGUUCUAGCUCUUAAAGACUUCCCUGGAACCCAUGAAUUUCUUCUUCUCGACGAAGGUAAAUGGCAACAUGUGAAAGAGACAACAGAGAUUGGAGAAGGAAAACUAUUCUCCCCUGGAAACUUGAGGGCCACAUUUGACAACCCAGAUUAUGACAAGCUGAUCAACUACUACGUGAAAGAGAAAUACACAUUGAGAUACACAGGGGGAAUGGUUCCAGAUGUCAAUCAGAUAAUAGUGAAAGAGAAAGGGAUAUUUACAAAUGUAACAUCUCCAUCUUCAAAAGCCAAGCUGAGGCUCUUGUUUGAGGUAGCUCCAUUAGGGCUGUUGGUUGAGAAAGCAGGAGGUCAUAGCAGUGAUGGUCGUCAAUCUGUUCUAGACAAGGUGAUUAAUAAUCUUGACGAGAGAACGCAAGUUGCAUAUGGAUCCAAAGAUGAGAUUAUCAGAUUUGAAGAAACUCUAUAUGGAUCAUCCAGGCUCAAGGGAGGAGUACCUGUUGGUGCCGCUGCUUAAGCAUCCUUUUUUUUUUUUUUAAAUCUCUUUCCCAUGUUUUCUGUUUUUUCCUCUUGUGGAUCACAAUCAGAUUCUAAACUAUUUCAUAAAGUAGUUUUAUGGUAGCGCAUAGAAAAAUAUAUAUCUAUAUAUUAGAAGAA